AUGGUUUCCGUCCGCAUCAUUGCCCUCCUUUCGGCCGCCGCUGCUGCAGUCAGCGCCGCGCCCCUCGUCGACCGCGAUGUCGCUACCAACGUCACCGACACCGUCGAUCGUGAUCUCCGCAACGGCGAGCUCAUCGUCUUCGGAGAGGGUCGCUCCCAGAUCAUCACUCAGGACACUUGGGAUCUCCUCCUCAAGACCAUGAAGAUCGAGUCCGAGGCCCCCGAGCUCGACACUGAGUGGCUCAAGGCUGGCGAGGCUCUUACUGAGCUCCCUGUCAACACCACUGAGAUCGGCCUUGGCAAGCGUGACUGCAACAGCAACUACCAGACUGUUGUCGACCGCACUCAGCGCUUCGUCGACUGGGACGUGCAGAUGUCCCCCGUCGUCAUCGGCGCCGGCAAGAACGGCAUCGACAUCACCAUCUCCAAGUCCUACGCCAUUGCCAACAGCGUCCAGGUUAGCGCCGGUAUCGAUCUUGGCCUCAUCAAGGACCGCCUCAAGUCCAGCUUCGGCAUCAACUACUCUCGCACCUGGACCACCACCCAGGGUUACCUCAUCCGUGGCACUGUCGACAACGGCGAGACUGGUGUUGUCAUCACCCGCCCCUGGACCAACCGCAAGUACGGCCGCACCUUCCAGGGCUGUGUUGGUAGCCUCCGCCAGACCGGUACCUUCAUUGCCGACUCCCACGAAGAGGGUGCCUACGAGGGCGUCACCUGGGUUGCCGGCGCUAUCACCGCUUGCAUCAAGAAGCAGAGAUCCAUCCCUCUGUCUCGCUGCAACGGCUCUGGCAACUUCCGAUAA
Messenger RNA from Colletotrichum karsti, 804 nucleotides. RefSeq lists its product as uncharacterized. Lineage: Eukaryota; Fungi; Ascomycota; Sordariomycetes; Glomerellales; Glomerellaceae. The record is from RefSeq and is a predicted model, not a curated record. The coding region runs from base 1 to 804 and encodes 267 amino acids. The transcript is spliced from 2 exons.